AUAAGUGCCAGGACUGUAAUGCUGUCAUUGCCACAGCGCGCCGGAGCCGAGGCUACCUCUCCCUGAAGCUGUCUCCUGCAGACAUCAAGGGCAGCCAAGCAGCUGCGGAGCCUCCGCUCUCAGAGCGGGGCUGCGUCGAGGAUCGGCGGUGAGCCGGCCGCAGAGGCUACCUUCCCGGCUCGGCUUCCCCGAACCUCGCGGACACGCUCGUGGCAUAAAGAGGAGAAGGACUAAGCUUUGGCCGUUUCCCCAGCGGUGGCGGAGGCGGCGUCGUCGAGGGAAGAGCGGAGCCGAUCGCUCGCUGGAUCGGGGCAUCAACAGGGUCGCUCCUGCCACUCGGGGCUUCGCCAGGGCCCUCCCGGGCCCUGGAAAGAGCCGUGAGCUCUCCUUCAGACCUUAGCGGCGUCUGAUCGCCGCGCCGUCGUCUGCACGCAGCAGCGCUCUCCUGGCUCUCCGCUUCCUAGACAAAGCCUCGACCAGUUUGGGAACCAUGGCUCUGCCCCAGGACCUCGGGAAUUCCUCCACCCAUUUCCCAGUGGGCCCGAGCAACAGCAGCACGUACGUCCGAGACUGUGGCAGUGCGGGGAACGCGAGCAUCAGCGAUGGCACCAUCAGCACCGUCAGCAGUGCCAACGACGGUGGCGGCAGCGGCGGCGGCGGCAGCGGCAGCGGCAGCAGCGGCGGCGGCGGCGGCGGCGGCGGCGGCAGCAGCCUGGACCACUCUCUGGUCAGCCUCUUCCACUGCAUCAUCCGGAUCUCGGUUCUCUGCUCCUUCAUCUGCGUGUCCCUCCUGAGUAACAGCAUGCUGCUGCUGGUGUUCCGCCGGAAGCCUCCGCUCCUGCAGGUGGCCAACCGCUUCAUCCUCAAUCUCCUCAUCGCAGAUCUGCUCCAGACGGCCGUGGUGAUGCCCUGGGUGGUGGCAGGCUCUCUGCCUUCCUUCUGGCCCCUGAGCGACCAUCUCUGCACUGCCAUGGUGACCCUGAUGCACCUCUUCGCCUAUGCCUCCAUCAACACUAUCGUGCUGGUGUCCGUGGACAGGUACCUGUCCAUCAUCUACCCUCUGUCCUAUCCCAACAAGAUGACAACCCUCUGGGGAGCCAUGUUCAUCCUGGCCACCUGGCUGGUGAGCCUGAUUCAGAGCACCCCACCUGCCUUCGGCUGGGGGGACAUCGGCUUUGACCGGGACAGCUCUCUGUGCCUCAUCCUCUGGAAUUCCAGCGCCUCCUACACGGCCCUGAACAUCCUGCUGUCCUUCCUCUUCCCGGGGGCCAUCCUGGUGGCCUGCUACGGGAUGGUGUUCCGAGCAGCCCGAAGGCAGAACGCCUUAGUGCAUCCCAUGAGGCCCCGCAUCCCGGAACCCGUGGAGUCGAGCACUGUGGUGGUGGAACAGGGGAGCGACGUGGAGGAGGAAGACGAUGUGGACCGCAAGGACCCAAAACCUUCCUUCCACAUGAUCCCCCGGAGGCGCCUCUUCAAGCCCAGCCCAUACCACUGCAAGGCUGCCCGAGUGAUCUUUGUCAUCAUCACCUCCUUCAUCCUGUGCAUGGGCCCCUACUGCGUGCUGGCUAUCGUCUCCUCCGUGGUGGGCCCAGCACACCCAUGGGUCAACACCUGGGUCUUCCUGCUGUUUUUCCUGCAGUGCUGCCUCCACCCUUACACCUACGGUUACAUGCACAAGAGCAUCAAGAAGGAACUGGCCUUUCUGUUGCUGCGGCUCUUCUGCAGAGGGCCAAUCGGGCAGAACUCCAGCAUGGACAACAACUUCCCCAUGGCCGACAGCAGGACUUUCCACUCCCACUACUCUGUGGCUUCAGCCUGGAAAGCCUAGACGGGCAUCCAGGCGGCUGGCACCAGAGAUCACUAGAGAGAGCAUUUCUCUGGGCCAUCCAGUCACAGGCAAAGACUGACGAGCAGUCAUUUCCUCUGUAAAUUAGUAGAUUAGAAAUGGAGGGGCCAGGCAGGGACUCCAUGCUAUGAGCCAAGAACUCUUGGGACUCUGAGCAGAACCUUCUCUCCUCCCCUCCAGACCCUCCAACCUCCCCCCCCCACCUCUGAGAUAUUUAAGCACCAAAUUCCAAGAACUCUAUCAUCACACUCUCCACCCUAGAACUGUGCUCAGGAUUUUCACCUACCCCUGGAGCUACAGCUACCGUGUCUGCCCAGGUUCCCUUAAAGGAACUUGGGUGGAAACACGGCACUUUUAGUAGCCAGGACCACAGUGGGCAGGGACUCCAGAUGUGAUAGUCACCUGCCACAUGAACGUAGGGAAAAUGACUCAAGAAACCCAGGUGAACUUUCCUUUCCAGGGUUUUUGAGAUCAGCCACAUGGUCCAACCAUGGAAGAAGGCAACUGCCAUCGCCGAAGGCUCAGUGAUGGACAGAAUGUCAGGAGGGGUUUCCAAAGUUCUGGCAGCGGCACAGAGAGUGGCCAAAGAUCCCAGGACAUAUGUGAAAUGGGAGUCUUGGCCACUGCAAAGGGGGAGGGAGGGAGGGAAGCACACCAUCAGCUCUCAUUUACUGUCAACUCCUGUUUUUGUAGGAUGGAGAAGGCUACAUGGGAAAUCAGGAGACUCGCCCCAGUGGGCAUUAUUGACAAAUAUCUCCUAUUUCCUAUUGGAGUGAUGUCGGAAAGGGAAACACUCUGGUGUUUCCCCUUUCCUCCUCCUUUAACGGACUUCUAGGCACAAAAACAGGAUUGUAAAAUAAGCAUGUGUUCAAUUUUCUCUGCCUGUUCCUUCUGUUUCAGAAAACAGGCACUUCUGCUAAGGCAUUCCUUGAGGUGAACUGGACAGGGCCAAGGUCCUGCAUUGUUGGCACUGCCCACAGGAGCGACGCCUCUCCUUAGAAAGCAUGGUUCGGUGACAGCCGUCACACAUAGGAACUAAGAGAGGCAAAGCGGCCGGCAGCAGUGGGAAACCAACUCUUGGGAUGCCCAAUGGUCCCAAAGGGGACGCAGAGACUGCUUCCAUGCAGCCCCAGCUGUUUUUCUUCCUCCUGCAGAGCUUCUAAUAGCCUCCGAGCUCCCAGCAGGUAAGGGAGAGAGAGAGAGGAGGGAGUCUGAAAAGACUUUGGAGAGGAAAGUAUGACACUCCCUGGUGAGUAACUAAUGUUAUAGCACCACAUAGAUGGUAUGCUUAGCAAAUUUGCAGCUGCCACAAAACUCUGAGAACCAACAUGUUGUAGAGCAAAGUCAGGAUAGGAGAAGAUCCUGACACACUCGAAAAGAUGGGUCUGAAUCCAAUCUGGGGAACUGUUGUAGAGAUUCAUAGAGAUUCUUACACUUGAACUCAAAAAAUCCCCUCUAAGAACAAGAGGGGAAGGGAGGCUAACCAACAGUUCCAGAAAUGACAGGGGGAUUUCAGUGGACUCUAAGCUUAACAUGAGCUUAGGACAGUGGGACGUGGCAAUUCAAAUUUCCCCCAUGAGCUUGGGCUACAUCAAGCUCUAGGGGCAACAUUUAGGACCCCAGGAGUGAUCCUUCUGCUGUCCUCUGCCCUGCUCAAACCACAUCUGGAGCAGUUUGAGGAGGGGGGCACACUUUAAUAAGCCACUGAUAAGUCCGAGGGCACCCAGAGGAGGCCAAUGGCUUCCAGAUGACGCCGUAACAAGCCUGGUUGAAGGUACCAGAAAUGUAUUGGAAGGGAUGUCACCCAGAAGGGGGAUCGUUAGCUUCGUUCUGCUUAGCCCCAGAGAGCAGAACUGAGAGCAAAUGGGUUGAUAUUUACUGCCCCACCAUGUUCUGUUCCCAAUUCAAUCUAGAAAUCAAGCUGUUCCAUUCAAACGUAGCCUGAAUAUUUCUGUCAGAAAAGGAGGGGGCUUUGGGGAAACCCUGACAAAAUAUCUUUAUGUUCCAUUGGGUUACUAGAGAAGAACAUCAUGUCACAUAGAGCAGGAAAUAACCAAACCCUUUUGGCUAAGGCUAUAUACAUCGGGGUCCCUAUUCUGAUUACGGAAGCUAGAUCUCCCCGAGGUAAAACAGACACUCGGAUGGUUGAUCUGAUCGUCCAGUCCCCUAUAACCAUGUCAAACAAACUGUGAAGCCAAAUAAGUUGGGGGGUGCAAAAACAUAAAAAUUACGGUCAAUUCCAGGGUCCCAAAAUAGACGAGGCAAUAUUGACAACCUUGAACCCCAUCUUUUUGAGAUCCUGAUAUCCCAUUAGAACUCCUAGGAUCUCAAGCAUUUUCAGAGACUUCUAUCUAUUCCUCCUCACUGAAUGUGACAAGAGCUCUUGGGGGAAGAAGCUAAAUAGCUCUCUAGCUAGGCUGAGAAUAGCUGGAGGGUCCAGUUGUCAGUGGUCAGCAUCUGGAGGGAAAGAACAAAAUAGCAUUUAGCUAACCGGACCCGAGCCUGUCGUAUAGAUCCAUCCAGGAAAGCUGGCUUAAUUCGGGAUCUGUGAUCACAUGCAUAGGGCAGGAUGUACACUGAAGUUCAUGGAUUUUUUAAAGCUAAAAAAAAGGAACAGUAUUGUAUCUGCUCCAGUUCCUAAAGGUAUGGCCAUCUUGGUCUUUUAUCUGCCCGUCCCCAAAAGGUACUUGAGGGAAUCAGUGGCCCCAAUGACCCAUCUUUUAAUCAGAGGAGAAAGAGACUGGAUUUGGGCUCAAAUCUCAGCUUCUCCUCUUUGGAGCGGUGUGACCUUGGGCAAGUCACUCAAGUUUUCUGAAGCCCCAGUUUCCUCAUCUGUAAAAUGGGGGGGUUGGACUGGAUAACCUGGGAGGUCCCAUCCAACCCAAGAUAGGGAUUCUGUGAUUUCAAAGCUGUUUCUAGUAUUUAAGGCUGUUCUCGGUUGACUAUAUUUUGGCUAGAGAGUACCCAGUUAGGCAGAUUGUAUUGUAAUCACAUUCUUUUUUAUUUUUUUUAUUAUUUUUUUAUUUAUUUAAAAUUUAUUUAUGUAAUCACAUUCUUAAGGCAUUUGUUGAAAUUGAGCCACUUGUUAUUUUAAAAACUCAACUGCCAAAAACCAUUUCAGAAAAAAAUGUUUUGCCUGCUUCCCUCCGGUCUCUCCUCUUUCUCUCCCUUUUCUUUCUCUCCUUUCUCUCAGCCACCUCUCUCUUCCUUUCUCUCCCCAGCCACUAUUCCCUCCUUUUCUCCUGCCUCUCUCCCCCUCUCUUCUCUCUUUUCCUUCUCUCUCUCCCUCCUUCCCUUUUUUCUCUCUUCCCCUUUUUCCUCUCCCCUACCUCUUUCUUUUCCUUCUCUCCCCUGCCUGUCUCUCCCUCCUCUCUCCCAUUCUCUCUUCUCUUCCUCCUUUCUCCCAGCCCCUCUUCCCUGUCUUUUUCUUUCCCCCUCUAUUUUCCCACCUCCUUAUUUCAAGGCUGACCAUAGCUAGCCAUUAAUCGACAUUGCCUGUCUUGCUUUACCAGACUGCUCUCAAUUCAAAAUCAAAUUCCCAUCCUUCGAACCCUUUGGGGUCCAUUUCACAGUGCACCUGCCAUUCUCAGAUCGUGUUGAAAUCCAGCAAUUUAAUUUUCGAAUACCUCUUUCCCCCAUAAUCUUAUUCGGCUUUCAUUCUUUUGGUAAAUAAUUUUUAAUUAUGGGAAAGAUGUAUAUCACAGAUCUUUUGAUGGAAGCAAAGACCUUUUUCGGUGUGAGAAGCUAAGAAAAAGGACCUUUGAUCUGAUAAGAUUCAGCUUUGCUGCCAUUUUUUAUUACAGAACAAUUAUGUGCUAACUCCAAUAAAAGCACUAAAUUAGGAAGUCAAUUGGCACACGAUAUUCUGUCAUUUGAAAAUAGGUGAGCACAAGAGAAAAAGUUAGUUAGCCUCCCAGGCAUUUAUGAGGCAGCUAGUAUAUUGGAUAGAGUACUGAAUCUGAAGGUCUGGGGCUCCUGAAUGAAAUGCAGGCUCUGCCAAUUUACUAGCUAUGUGACCUUGGGCAAGUCACUGUGCCUCUGUGGGCCUCAGUUUCCUCAUCUGUAAAAUGAGGGGGUUGGAACAGAUAGCCUCCAAGAUCUCUUCCAACCCUCAAUCCAUCAUGCUAUAUGUCUCUUGAUUUUAUGCCAUUAGAAGAUUGGCUGACAGAUGUUUACCUUGAGAAGUUAAGAUUUGAGUAAAGGAGGGGGUGCUGCCCCCCCAAAUGCCAGAUGGGAGAGGGAUUAGAGUCAUUCUAGUUGGCUCCAGGGGAACUAGGAACAUUGUGAGAGUUUGAUGGUAAGGAAGAUUUUCCUGGCAAAGCUCUUCCAGAGUGGGAUGGUAUACCUAGGCAGGUAAUGAGCUCCCCAUUCCUAGAGGAGCUUCAAGCAAAGGCUAGCUAGCUAUCCCCUUAUCUCCUGAGGAUGCUGGGGAAGGGAUUCUUAUUCAAGAAGUUGCAAUUGGUGACCUCUGAGGUCCCUUCCGGCCUCCAGAUUCUUUGAGUCUGAAUAAUGGCUUUCUUUUUUUUCAGCCUUUUGUGAGUCUACGUAAUGACUUUCUUUCUUUGAUUUUUAAAAGGCUUUUGUGAGUCCAUAUAACGACUUUCUUUUUUGUUUAAGGCUUUUGUGGUUCUGUAUAAUAACUUUUUGAAGGCUUCAUAUUUUGGCUUCUUAGGACAUUUAAACAUCUCAUUAGUUCCAAAUAUAGGAAGUAGAAUAGAUGUUAAAAUGAUUUUAUUUAGGAUUAUGAAUUUAAUAAAAAAUAGUAGAGCAUCUAGUUUGCCUGGGUAUAAGAGCCGCUUUGACGCACAAGCUAUCUAAAAAUGCUUGGAAAAACAGUUGCGUCCCUACUUAAAGAGAUGAGGGACCCUCUGUUGGGGCUUAGAGCCCCCAAGUUUCCCUUUCCUCCCUAUCCCUUUAACAGCAGUGGCUGGUGCUUUUGGCCUCUUCAUACAUCCUCAUUGGCGACUUGCCUUCCCACAUUUACCUGCCUGCCUAAACAGCCUAAACUCCCUUUCCCUGAACCCAGGACCAGCUAGGUAUUCACAGAAAUUCCAGGCGAACCCCAAGGGACCCUGGAGCUGAGGAACUAACCUCCAGCUGACUGUCAGAUCUGCUAGCCCAGGACCUUUCCGGUAAGUGAAAAUAGAGGGAGACAGGAAGAAGGAUGAGGACAGGGGGACGGAAAGGCAAUUAAGUGACUGGAGGCGAGGUAAAGGACUUCUCAGCAACCUAGGUUUCCAGGUCACCAAAAAAAGGCAUGUGGCUAUCCUUUGAUGUCACAAGGGCUUGGAAGGAGUUUGAGAAAGUGAAUUAUGGUUCUUUUCCUCCGAUUCUGAGAAUAAUAACCAUCAUCAUCACCCUCCCAUUUCUACAGCAUCUAGGGACUUACAAAGCUUUUUCUUCACUAUAAGCAUGAAACCUCUCAUAUAAGUGUUAGUCCCAUUUUAGAGAUUGGGAAGUUAAGAUUCAGAGAGAAAUGAAACUGUCUGCUCAAGCUGAAAUAAUGCUUCCAGUUAGAUGUGAGCAACACAUUUAGAUGGCACUGAAAGCUGAAGCUUGCUGGCUUCUCUGUGGCCCAGUAUGGGAGAGAUGUGGAAAUCCAUCUCUUUUUGGGUCCUAUUCAUAUCCUGCUAUGGUGGGCCUUAGGUGCUCGACAUCUCCCCCACCCACAGUGAAAAAGAUUGGACCAUCUCUUUGGCCAAAGAUUGACGUAUGAGGGUAGAAACUGAACUCUUCCCCCCUUUGUUCAUCCAAAAAUGCUAUCUUUACAAUUAUAAAAGUCAUCGUUAGAUGACCAAGAGUCUCAUUGAAAUGAUUGGACUAACCUUUUUUUCCAGUUCUGGAUUUGGAGUCAAAGGCUUUGGCUUCCAAUCCCAUCUCCACUAAGGUUACCUUUGUGACCUUGGUCGGGUUAUUUCCCUUCUGGGGCCUCAGGUCCCUCGUCUGUGAGAUAAGGGGGUUGGAUAAAAUGUUAUCUCCGAUCUCUCUAGCUUGGUAAUUCGUCUAAAUUUGCCGGCCAUCUCUUGGAGAUGUUUACUGCUUGGAGUGGAGACAUUAUGAUAAUGAGUGUGACUAAAGGUAAAAUUCUCAAUAUGAAACAAAGAUGGCGCUAAUACAACUAGAGUUAAGGCUCGAUAGCCUUCCCCCCACCCAAUGCACAUUUUGAGAUGCAAAAUAUCAAAAAAUAUUUCCCCUCAUGCUUGGUUUUUUUUUUUUGCUUUGAAAUAGCAGCCCUGCUGCCAAGAGGGAAUACUCCAACAAAAUGUGUUUUCUUCCUUGUUUGAGCAAAGGCUUAAAGGAGCCUCUCAGCUGCUUACCACUUGCUGAGAUGGCAGAGGGGGGCCGCUAAUCACUGGCUCACACAGCCCACUCCACUUUGGGGGGUUCCCACUUAAGCCUGGGGCUGGGUGGUGGGCAGGUGAGGCUCAGGAUUGGUUCUGAUGGUCAAUCAAAAAUCACUGGCUCCCCCAUCCCUGCCAUCUUUUAGAAUCCCAGGAAAUAUGGGAACUCCUAGUCGUUCAAGGUUUGCUUGGUCCAACGGUUACUGAACAUCUCUUUGUCUAGAAGGUUGAAGGAAGCCAACGAGAUGGCUUUUAAUUGGGGCUUUAUUGUUUCUCUAUGCGAGAGACAGCAUGAUACAGGAGAAUGGCAAAGCCUUGGAAGCAAGAAGACCUGGGUUCAAAUCCUAUCUCCUGAUAUCACUCAUCACUUGCUAGCUAUAUAUCCUUAAGCAAGUAACUACUUAGCCCCUAAGCCUGUGUCCUUCUCCGUAGAAUAGGGGUAUCGCAUGUAGCAUCCCCUUCCGGGGGGGUGCUGUGAAACCCAAACAAGCUAAUGUAUAUAAUAUGCCGCUUUGCAAACCUUAACACUAUAUAAAUGUUAAUUAUUAUUAAUAUUAAUAUUAUUCCUAUUACUAUUGUUAUUGUAAAUGUUCUUUGACAACGAAGGUGCUAAAUAUUAGUCUGUGUCCGUGUAGCUAGUCGCUUUCUUAUAUGGGCAGUGUAUACGCAUCGUGCUAGAAAGGGAACUCCUGAAAGAGGGGAGGAUUCAAUCAUUUCUCAAUUUCUGGAGUAGAACAGCUCAGUUGUUUUUCUUAUGGGUACAGAACAGAGUACAAGGGGUUUCACGUAUGGCUAAGAGGCCAGCGUCUUCUGAAGGCUAUCGACAAGGUUUCUUUUUAAACUACUGGCCAGACUGGGAGGUGAAACCCCAUUCUAAGACAACUGGCUAUCAACACAUGAGCUAAUAGUGUAGACUGAAGGCCUAGCCGGCAUUGUCCACAACACAAUGGGCACCUGUCACCCACCACCCCCCUCCCAUUGACUGCAUAACAAAAUGGACAGCCAAUUACAAUCUUUCCCUCCUGGGAAGACCCUCUCCUGGACACUGAGCAGGAGACAACUUGGCACUGCCUAGGCCCAUCUAGCACUUAACCAACAGAGAUGUGUCCAGAGUAAAGCCUAGCUUUUGGAAUCGGGCACCAAUUGGCCAUGACAAAUCAUGAUAGCUCAACAAAUUCCCCAGGAAUUCCCUUUCUUCAACUUGUCUUUUUUCUAUCGGUAAUUCUUGGGAAAACAUGACCUCCACAACUUGUCCCCACCCCACCGCUCUUAUCCUAUCAGUGCUUUGAAUGUGACAAAUUACUGGAACAGUGCAGUGGUCCAAUUGGCAUGAAUUGGGUCAUGGUAUACCAUUUAAUUCUGGUAAGGACUCCAACCAGAUGUUUGGAAUAUAUUACCUUACAUUAACAUUUCUUCCACCUAUAAUGGAAGGGGGAGGAGUCUAUGAGACCUAAAGUCUGCUCCUUUGUCUCCCCAAAAUCUACUCAAUAUCUUUGACUCUGCCCCUUUUCUCACAACUACCCCAAGUAGCAAACAAGCUCUCUGGCCCUGCUCUUCACCAAUGGUGUGCACCUCAAUUUCUCUAAAUUAUUAAGACACACACACACACACACACACACACACACAAGAGGCGGAAUGGACGGUGAAUGGGGAGGUCCUACAAUUGAGGGUGGGCACGGCUAGCCUCUAGAUCACUUGUAUCACACAAGAAAAAAAAGAGAAUUCAAUGAAUUUUGUUACUGCUAGGUUUAAAAGAAAAAAUGAUUUCUAUCUCCAUUGAGUCCUCCUCAAUUUCCAAAACCUGGGUUUAGAACAAAAUUCCAUGUGAGGCUCUCUGAGCCAGAAAAUAAUAGACGUUUAUGCUCUUUACUAUGGGAAUUUUUCAUUUCCUUUUUAAAAAAAAUUUUUAAAGAUGUUACAAUAUGUUUGUAAUAGAAGUGCCUUUUCACAAAAUUUGUCCAACUCUGGGGACAAAGCCCCCAAAGGCACAGUGUAUCUUAACGGCACAAAUUGGGCAGUCUGUCCUUCCUUCCUUCCUUCCUUCCUUCCUUCCACCAGAAGAAAUUCCUUCGCCCUCAAAUCACCUUCUUCCAUAAUAGCAACUCCCAUUUCUUGAGCACCAGGCUGGCCAUGGGACCAAGUCCAGGGUGCUUUAUCACUAUGCCAUGCUGCCCACUUUGCCGUUUUGCCUAGCUAAGUUGGCCCAGUAGGCAGGGGUACUCUGUCAAAGACCAGUAGGCUUGCUUUAAUGGAAUCAUUUAUAAAAGGUUUUCAGCACACUUUUCUUGGACAGAGAAUGGAGUCCUGCUUGAAGAAUGUAUUUAAAGUAGAUUAAGUAAUGCUUAUGUCUUUAAAUAUACUAUUACACUAUCUUUGCUGUUUUCUUCUGUAAACUCAAUAAAGUCUAAUUUCACAUCUC
Molecule: messenger RNA, 10606 nt
Organism: Monodelphis domestica (gray short-tailed opossum)
Lineage: Eukaryota; Metazoa; Chordata; Mammalia; Didelphimorphia; Didelphidae
Gene: GPR101
Product: G protein-coupled receptor 101
Biological process (GO): G protein-coupled receptor signaling pathway
Cellular component (GO): membrane
Molecular function (GO): G protein-coupled receptor activity
Source: RefSeq, a predicted model, not a curated record